Molecule: messenger RNA, 534 nt
Organism: Arabidopsis thaliana (thale cress)
Lineage: Eukaryota; Viridiplantae; Streptophyta; Magnoliopsida; Brassicales; Brassicaceae
Product: F-box associated ubiquitination effector family protein
Exons: 1
Coding region: 1-534 (177 amino acids)
Source: RefSeq, marked reviewed
AUGAUUGAAUGUUGCAAACCCCAUGUUCCUCGUGGUACUGAAAUAUGCAUUAACAGUGUUUUGUAUUAUACUGCCGUCGAAAAAGGGUCUUUAAUGGUUACUAUAGUAGUUUGCUUCGAUAUUAGCUCGGAGAAGUUCAGCUUUAUGAAAGUCAUGGAAACUUUCGAUAGAGAUUUGCCUAGUUCAACAACUAUGAUAAACUACAAUGGCAAAUUAGGUUUGUUGAUGACGGAAGAGUCUACCGAUAUUGUUAGUGGAACAAGUAAAAGUUUCGAGUUGCGGGUCCUAGAAGACGCUGAAAAACAUGAUUGGUCGAAGCAUGUAUACAUGUUGCCUCCUCUGUGGAAGAAUGUAGUUGGAGAAGAGACCAAGCUACGACUUCUUGGAAUGGUUGGCAGUUGCACCAAUGAAAUUGUGUUUUCGUACAAGUACCCAUCUACAUUUAUGCCUUCCUACGUCUUCUACUACAAUAUCGAGAGGAACACGAUCAUAAGACUUGAAAUCCAAGGAAUGGAAGAGCUUAACGGUAAGUGA